Molecule: messenger RNA, 8419 nt
Organism: Meriones unguiculatus (Mongolian gerbil)
Lineage: Eukaryota; Metazoa; Chordata; Mammalia; Rodentia; Muridae
Gene: Col6a6
Product: collagen type VI alpha 6 chain
Exons: 36
Coding region: 1-6789 (2262 amino acids)
Biological process (GO): extracellular matrix organization
Molecular function (GO): extracellular matrix structural constituent conferring tensile strength
Source: RefSeq, a predicted model, not a curated record
AUGCUGCUGAUUGUGUUCCUGACAAUGAUUUGUUUCCAUGUUUCCAUGAACCAAGAUUCUGGCCCUGAGUAUGCAGAUGUGGUGUUUCUGGUGGAUAGCUCAGAUCACCUAGGGAGUAAGUCCUUUCCUCUUGUGAAAAAUUUCAUCAACAAGAUGAUCAACAGCCUCCCCAUAGAGGCCAACAAGUACCGGGUGGCGCUGGCCCAGUACAGUGAUUCUCUUCACACUGAGUUCCAGCUUGACACCUUCAAGAGCAGGAACCCCAUGCUGAACCACCUGAAGAAGAACUUUGGGUUCAUCGGUGGGUCCCUGAAGAUAGGGAAAGCCCUGCAGGAGGCUCACAGGACCUAUUUCUCUGCUCCCACAAACGGAAGAGACAAGAGACAGUUCCCCCCAAUCCUGGUGGUGCUGGCUUCAGCUGAGUCUGAGGACGAUGUGAAAGAGGCUUCAAAGGCCCUGAGAAAGGAUGGAGUGAAAAUCAUCUCUGUGGGGGUGCAGAAGGCUUCUGAGGAAAACCUGAAGGCCAUGGCCACAUCCCAGUUCCAUUUCAACCUCAGGACUGCCAGAGACCUCAGUGUGUUUGCCCCAAACAUGACCCAGAUCAUCAAGGAUGUAACUAAGUACAGGGAAGGAAUGGCUGAUGACAUUAUUGUAGAAACUUGCCAAGGCCCUUCUGUGGCUGACGUUGUGUUCCUGUUGGAUAUGGCCAUCAAUGGCAGCCAGGAGGACCUUGACCAUCUUAAAGCAUUCCUGGGAGAAAGUGUGUCUGCCCUUGACAUAAAGGAAAACUGCAUGAGGGUUGGUCUGGUGGCCUACAGCAAUGAGACAAAGGUCAUCAGCUCACUGAGUACGGGCGUCAAUAAGACAGAGGUCUUACAGCGCAUACAGGACCUAUCUCCCCGUCUAGGGCAGGCCUACACUGGCGCGGCUCUCAGAAAGACUAGGAAGGAAGUCUUCAGUGCCCAGAAGGGCAGUCGGAAGAACCAGGGGGUGCCUCAGAUUGCUGUGCUGGUGACCCACAGAGCUUCUGAAGACAACGUGACCAAGGCAGCUGUCAACCUCCGGCGCGAGGGAGUGACCAUCUUUACCAUGGGCGUAGAGGGGGCCAGCCCAGACCAGCUGAGGAAGAUCGCAUCCCACCCUGCAAAGCAGUUCGCCUCCAAACUGAGCAACUUCUCCGAGCUGGCCACCCACAACCAGACGUUCCUGAAGAAGCUGCGGAACCAAAUCACACACACGGUCUCUGUCUUCUCAGAACGGACCGAGACCCUCAAAUCCGCCUGUGUGGACACGGAGGAAGCCGAUAUCUAUCUUCUCAUUGAUGGGUCGGGGAACACCCAGCCCACAGACUUUCAAGAAAUGAAGACCUUCCUGUCAGAGGUGGUGGGCAUGUUCAACAUCGCCCCCCACAAGGUGCGGGUCGGGGCCGUGCAGUACGCAGACACCUGGGACUUGGAGUUCGGGAUCGAUAAGUACACUGACAAGCCUGCCUUGAGGAAGGCCAUCGAGAACAUCAGGCAGAUGGGCGGGAACACCAACACAGGCGCCGCCCUGAACUUCACGCGGAAGCUGCUGCAAAGAGCAAAGAAGCAGCGCAGAAACAUAGUGCCAUGUCAUCUCGUCGUUCUGACAGAUGGCAUGUCCCAGGACAGUGUCCUGGAGCCUGCACACAGGCUGAGAGAGGAAAACAUUCGAGUUUAUGCAAUCGGAGUCAAGGAAGCCAACCGAACGCAGCUGCGAGAGAUAGCGGGGGAGGAAAAGCAAGUGUACUAUGUGCAUGAAUUCGAUGCCUUGAGGGACAUAAGGAACCAAGUGGUUCAAGAGAUCUGUGCCGAAGAAGCCUGCCGAGACAUGAAAGCAGAUAUCAUGUUUCUGGUGGACAGUUCCGGCAGCAUCGGGCCUGAGAACUUCAGCAAGAUGAAGGUGUUUAUGAAGAACCUGGUGAGCAAAUCUCAGAUCGGGGUGGACCGGGUGCAAAUUGGCGUGGUCCAGUUCAGCCACGAAAACAAGGAGGAGUUUCAACUCAACACGUACUUGUCUCAAAGUGACAUUUCCAACGCCAUUGACCGAAUGACUCACAUAGGAGAGACAACCUUGACAGGCAGCGCCCUCACCUUUGUGUCUCAGUAUUUCAGUCCUGAGAAGGGGGCUCGGCCCAACGUCAGAAAGUUCCUCAUUCUCAUCACGGACGGUGAGGCACAGGACAUAGUAAGGGACCCAGCAGUGGCCCUUCGGAAGGAAGGUGUGAUUAUCUAUUCUGUGGGAGUAUUUGGCUCCAAUGUCACCCAGCUUGAGGAGAUCAGUGGGAAACCAGAGAUGGUUUUCUAUGUUGAGAAUUUUGACAUUCUGCAGCAUAUCGAAGAUGACCUUGUUCUGGGAAUAUGCAGUCCCCGGGAAGAAUGCAAGCGGAUUGAAGUCUUGGACGUUGUGUUUGUCAUCGAUAGCUCCGGCAGCAUUGACGAUCAAGAAUAUAGCAUCAUGAAGGACUUUAUGAUUGGCCUGGUGAAAAAGGCGGAUGUGGGCAAGAAUCAGGUCCGGUUCGGAGCUCUGAAGUAUGCCGAUGACCCGAAAGUGCUGUUUUAUCUGGAUGAACUAGGCACGAAGUCGGAGGUGAUCUCCAUGCUCCAGAAAGACCAGCCCAUGGGUGGUAACACCUACACUGCUGAGGCCCUGGCCUUCUCCGACCACAUGUUUACCGAAGCCCGGGGCAGCCGUCUGCACAGGGGAGUCCCCCAAGUCCUCAUUGUGAUCACCGACGGGGAAUCUCACGAUGCCGAGAAGCUCAACGCCACCGCCAAGGCCCUGAGGGACAAAGGCAUCCUCGUCCUGGCAGUGGGGAUUGCCGGCGCAAAUGCCUGGGAGCUCUUGGCCAUGGCAGGGUCGAGUGACAAGUACUACUUUGUAGAGACGUUUGGAGGCCUGAAGGGGAUCUUUUCCAACGUGUCGGACAGUGUCUGUAACUCUUCAAAAGUCGAUUGUGAAAUUGAGAAGGUUGACCUUGUUUUCCUCAUGGAUGGCUCAAACAGCAUCCAUCCGAAUGACUUCCAGAAGAUGAAGGAGUUUCUGGCAUCAGUCAUUAAAGACUUUGAUGUCAGCCUCAACAGGGCGCGCAUAGGAGUGGCACAGUUCAGCGACAGCUACAGACCAGAGUUUCUGCUGGGCACGUUCUCGGGGGAAAAGGAGAUAGCCACGCAGAUUGAGAAUAUCCAGCAGAUUUUCGGAUACACCCACAUUGGGGAUGCACUCAGGCAGGUGAGGUACUAUUUCCAGCCAGGCGCGGGCAGCAGGAUCAACGCAGGGACGCCUCAGGUGCUUCUGGUCCUCACGGAUGGCCGGUCCCAAGACGAGGUGGCUCAGGCCGCCGAGGAGCUGAGACACAAAGGAGUGGACAUCUACUCGGUGGGCAUUGGGGAUGUGGACGAUCAGCAGCUGGUCCAGAUCACGGGGACAGCGGAGAAAAAACUGACGGUCCAUAACUUCGACGAGCUGAAAAAGGUGAAGAAAAGGAUCGUUCGCAACAUCUGCAACCCAGUCAGUGAGAGCAGUUGUUUUGUAGACGUUGUGGUUGGAUUUGAUAUCUCAAGUCAGCAGAGAGGGCAGCCUUUGCUGGAAGGUCAGCCUUGGAUGGAAGCCUAUCUCCAAGACAUCUUACAGGCCAUCAACUCCCUCAACGGGGUUAGCUGUAAGAAGGGUACCAAAACCCAGGUGAGCAUAGCUUUCCAGGUGACAAAUGCCAUGGAGAGAUUCCCCUCCAAGUUCGAAAUCUACAGCAAGGACAUACUGAGCAACCUGCGUGAUGUGACAGUGAACGGCCCAUCUCGCCUCAACGCGAAGCUGCUGAGUUCUCUGUGGGACACCUUUCAGAAUAAGUCUGCCGCUCGAGGGAAGGUGGUCCUUCUAUUUUCAGAUGGAUUGGAUGAGGAUGUUGAAAAACUUGAACAGAAAUCUGAUGAACUCAGAAAGGAAGGCCUGAAUGCCCUCAUAACCGUUGCUGUGGAUGGAGCUGCAGAUCCCAGCAACCUGGCCGAUCUUCCCUACAUCGAAUUUGGGAAAGGAUUCGAGUACAGAACACAGUUCACAAUUGGCAUGAGGAACCUUGGGAGUCAACUGUCAAAGCAACUAAUCAACAUUGCAGAAAGGACCUGCUGCUGUUUACUCUGCAAGUGUAUAGGAGGGGACGGCGCCAUGGGGGACCCGGGCUCGGCAGGAAAGAAGGGACCGCCAGGAUUUAAAGGCAGCGAAGGCUACCUGGGAGAAGAGGGCAUUGCUGGAGAAAGAGGAGCCCCUGGAUCAACAGGAGAGCAAGGCACGAAGGGAUGCGUAGGCGCCAAAGGGCCUAAGGGUACCAGAGGACUCAGUGGAGAAAAGGGAGAAGUCGGGGAAAAUGGACUUGAUGGAUUAGCUGGAGAAGAGGGUGACAGUGGGAUUCCUGGAAGAAGAGGAGAAAAGGGUGAUGAGGGAUCUCAGGGAAGCCCAGGCGGGAGAGGAGUUUCUGGUGACCGUGGACCAAAGGGCCUUCGGGGAGAUCCGGGAAUUCCUGGUCAGGACAAUAGCAUCCAAGGACCCAAGGGCUUGAAAGGAGGCCAUGGAAGACAAGGCAGAAGAGGCUGGCCAGGCCCUCCUGGGACACCAGGCUCAAGAAGAAAGAUGGUAGUUCAUGGCCGAAGGGGACAUACAGGCCCACAGGGAAAUCCAGGCAUCUCAGGCCCAGAUGGACUUGAAGGCUCACCGGGACUUGUGGGCCCUCAGGGCCUGAGAGGAGACGUUGGUGAGAAAGGAGAAAAAGGAGGCCUGGGAAUGAAAGGUCCCCAGGGGCCUCCAGGACCCGGAGGACAAGCAGGGAACCAAGGCCGUUUGGGAAGCCAAGGAAAUAAAGGAGAACCUGGAGACCUGGGAGAAAAGGGAGCUGCUGGCUUCCCGGGCCCUCGGGGCCUGCAGGGUGAUGACGGCAGCCCAGGAUAUGGUAGCGUUGGCCGAAAAGGGACAAAGGGGCAAGAAGGAUUCCCUGGAGAGAGUGGACCAAAGGGUGAGACUGGGGACCCUGGUGAUCCAGGAGAGACUGGUCCCAAGGGAGCCAGAGGCAAAACGGUGUCUGCUGGGCUUCCAGGAGAGCUGGGAUCCCCUGGGGAGCCAGGCCCCCCUGGACGGAAGGGCGUGAAAGGACCCCGAGGACAGGCUUCGUUUUCCACAUGUGAGCUCCUUCAGUAUGUGCGGGACCACAGCCCUGUCAGACACGGAAAACCUGACUGCCCGGUGCAUCCGACUGAUUUGGUGUUUGUCCUGGACCAGUCCAGGGGUGUCACAGAGCAGGACUUUGAACGGAUGAAGGGAAUGAUCAUCUCCCUAGUCAGGGAUGUCAAAGUCAGGGAGGCCAGCUGCCCCGUGGGUGCCCGAGUUGCCAUCUUAUCCUAUAACUCCCGCACCAGGCACCUCAUCCGGUUCUCAGACGCCCUGAGGAAGGACCAUCUGCUCAGGGAAAUUAAAGCGCUUCCUUAUGAGAGAUCCUCUGACAGCAGGGAGAUUGGCAAAGCCAUGAGGUUUGUCUCCAGGAAUGUCUUCAAGCGAACCCUUCCCGGGGCUCACGUGAGAAGAAUCGCCACGUUUUUCAGCAGCGGUCAGUCGGCUGAUGUCCAGUCCAUCACCACAGCUGCCAUGGAGUUCAGCGCCCUGGACAUUGUGCCCGUGGUGAUCGCAUUCAGCAACGUGCCCUCUGUCAAGCGUGCCUUUUCGAUUGAUGACACUGGCACAUUCCAAGUCAUUGUGGUUCCCUCUGGGACUGACGACGCGCCAGCCUUAGAGAGACUCCAGCGGUGCACUUUCUGCUAUGACCUAUGCAAGCCGGAUGCAUCUUGCGACCAAGCCAAACCGCCCCCAGUACAGUCCUACCUGGACGCUGCAUUCCUGCUGGAUGGCUCCCGGCACAUGGGAAGUGCAGAAUUUGAAGACAUGAGGGAUUUCCUGGAGGCACUACUGGACCACUUCGAAGUCACUCCAGAGCCAGAGACAUCUGUCAUUGGAGACAGGGUGGCCUUACUGAGCCAUGCACCCCCAAACUUCCUACCAAACACCCAGAGGAGUCCGGUUAGACCUGAGUUCAACCUGACCACCUACAACAGCAAGAGCCUCAUGAAGAGGCAUGUGGAACAGAGAGCUCAGCAGCUGAACGGAGACGCUUUCCUCGGCCAUGCUCUCGGGUGGGCCCUGGACAACAUCUUCUCAAACGCACCCAAUUUGAGAAGAAACAAAGUCAUAUUCGUGAUAUCUGCUGGGGAAACCAGCCACCUGGAUGAGGAAACAUUGAAGAAAGAGUCCCUACGAGCCAAAUGUCAUGGAUACACCCUCUUUGUGUUUUCCUUGGGCCCCGACUGGAACGACAAGGAACUGGAAGACCUGGCCAGUCACCCCGUGGACCAGCACUUGAUCCAGCUUGGCCGAAUUCACAAACCUGACCAUGGAUACAGUGUGAAGUUUGUGAAGUCCUUUAUAAACUCCGUCAGGCGUGGGAUAAACAAGUAUCCAUCAGUUAACAUCAAAGCCAGGUGCAACAGGCUCAACCCUACAAAUCCAAAGCCACCCCCACGCCAGUUUCAAAGCUUUGUUCCGGGACCACAGAAAGCUAUCCUCAAAGGCCACUCACAGGAGGCAGCAAAGCUCUUUCAAGAUAAAAAACGCCUUUCAAGUGUCCUGAGAAGUGGCAGAGCUGCUCUUUCAAGUCUUUCUAAAAACACACUCUAUACCUUUAAACAGGGGAAAGGAGGGAUAAAAGCCACUUCCAAACACGGUAAAUGAAGGGAUCAAACAAGUUAGCUGUGGUCAGGCUCUGGACUGAGCACCAGAUCCACUCCCGAAUGCCAAGCUCUUAUCCAGGCUGCACACCAGCAUCCAACGGCUGCGCUGAAGGGAAGAACAAGCCAGUGCCUGUAGUUGGUCAGGUACCUCAACCCCCUACACUCACGGUACCAAGAUCUAUUCUGUAGGUUUACUUGACGAUUCCUGACAAUUCCAGCACUCUGAGAAUCAUGUAACCAUGGGGAGAUGGAACGAAAGACAUGUUUUGAAAAGUUGAAUGAGACAGGAUUCUGAAGUUGAUUUUUUUACAGUGUAUGCAUGUGGUCGGGGGCCACUGUAAACUUUCAAUUGCGACCCUCUGCUGCUUUUCCAUCUGCAAAGCCACCUUUUUAAUGUGCUAUUGUUCAAUGCUCAUCUGUUUAAUCAGAAGUUUUCAAUGUUGUAGAGUUCUCAUUUACCCUAGAAAUUGGUGCUGUUUGUAUGCCAUGGUUUUGGACAUCUGACCUUCAGGACUUCCAUUUCAGCACAGUAUUGUCUUGGUAGACUGGCUGGCCUGGGAGGGGCUUGUGCCGGAAGGAUGCCUCUGGCCUUCGGCAGUUGUUUGCCUGCUGGUCUGUAGGAGGCAGAAAGUAACUCUCCCCAGUUCUGACUCUGCCGAAACUCAGUGGGAAACUUAGCGAGUCUCCAGGAACCCGAGUCAUGCUUCUGGGCUGGAUUUUCUAUAUAGAACUUCUUGCCAAUCCAUGUCAGUGGGUUUCUGGUCUUUUUUCCUUGUUAUGGUCAUUAAGUUUUUUCUACUAAUCCGUCUAUCCCUUAGACAGGAAGAGUCAAAACACAGUGUCAUGUGUUAGGCUCUGAGUUCCUUUACUCCACCUGGUAGCAAGCAUCUGGGCUACCGUGGGUGGCAGAGCUCAGAAUGAAAUUUAAAUGGCUCUGAGCUUCUGGUGUAAGAAAAUCCCUGAAUCUGGGUUGAUCAAUUGGCAGAGACUAGAGUGAGUCAGCAGAAGUCUCAGGGCCCAGCUCCUCAAGCACUCCGUAUCUCCAUCCCUGUCCAUCUUUUUCCUUCCUAGGGUAGGGGUAUCUUCAACAACUGAAAAUCAAAGGUCCACUGUGUUGAGGCCCACCACCCAGCUCUUACCUUGGUUUACAGUUCGCUCCCCAGUUAGCAGCAAUGGCGCUGCCAGGAAGAAUGUCACUGUCCCUGGGAAGGAAAGGAAGCUGUGUGUGGGAAGUAGGUUACUGACACCAGAAGGCCAGAGGAGUGUGCCGGAUCUUUUUGUCUAUACCUCUGUCCAGGAAAUCUGGCCAGAUGAGCCAUGUGCAGUAUUUUUUUUUAAGCCUUUGUGCCACCAUUCCUGGGACAACUGCAUGAAGACAGCUCCAGCACCUUCUGAGGAGCAGGAAACCCAGGAAAAACUGUCAGUCUGUACUCAGGUGUGCAUCCUAACGGUGUCUAGAGGCUCAGGAAGACUGUAUGUUUCAGUGCAGGGACUUUUCUAAUUCACUUUGACUGGGCACAGCACUUUCCUACUUAUUGUUGGAGAUACUUUGAAAAAAAAAAAUUUUUUCCCUGUGUUAAGUAGAGUACAUUUUUUAAAUUGCUUGGUAAUUAAAAUUAUUUUGGCAUCUU